This is a messenger RNA of Leptopilina boulardi, 4724 nucleotides long. RefSeq names its product ubiquitin carboxyl-terminal hydrolase 8 (gene Usp8). The coding region runs from base 332 to 3280 and encodes 982 amino acids. Lineage: Eukaryota; Metazoa; Arthropoda; Insecta; Hymenoptera; Figitidae. Gene Ontology annotation, molecular function: cysteine-type deubiquitinase activity. Gene Ontology annotation, biological process: protein deubiquitination. The record is from RefSeq and is a predicted model, not a curated record. The transcript is spliced from 12 exons.
UAAUUGAUAAUGGCGUUUAAAAUACGUUUCUCAUUAUAAAAAUUGAUAUUUUUGUCUUUAAAAAAUAUACUGUGAGAAAUAAUUUGUGCAAGUAGUGACUUUAUGUAUUUAACUGUCGUAUAAUGCAAUAAAGCAUUUAUAUCGAUUUUGUGACAGAAAAAACAUUCCAUUAAAAAAUUUUCUCUUUUGGAUCUGGUAUUCAGAGAUAAAAAAAUUAAUUAAAGUAUAUUUAAAUGUUCAACGUAAAACACUAACUCUUGUCAGUCAAAGACUUUUUACAGUUUAGAGAGUAAAACAAAGUUGCUUAAAAGAUUCUUUAUGAAUAUUGAACAUGGCUAAUUCAAGGAAUGAGAAUCGAAUUAAAUCAAUACAAGAACUCAAUAAAACAGCACAGGUGAAUUUGGUUGGCCGUGAUCCUAAAAAUGUGUUUGAAAGACUUAAUUCAAUACGUGAUCAAGGAAAAAGCGCAUUAAAACAGCACAAAGAAGAAGAAGCAUAUAUAUUUUUUCGGCGAUGGCAAAAUUGUGUCGAGUACAUCAAAAACCGUGAGAAACAAAAAACAAAAACAUUUUCUUUUCUCGUGUGCGAAAAAGAUGAGGAUGAAAUCAAAAAUGAACUUCAAAAAUUAAAUGAAUUUUUAACAUCUCGAAUUAAUAAGGCAAAAACUGUAAAUAGUGAACUUAGUAAUACAAAAGCUAAGUCUUCUUUAAUUAAGUCUUAUGUCGACGAUCCUGAAAUACCUUCAUUACCUGAAAUACCACCCGAAGAUCCAAUCAUCGAAGAUUCGGAAGAAAUAACGUGCAUGCAACUUUAUCAAUUAUUAAAAACGUCAGACAAUAAAAUUCUUCUCAUUGAUGUUAGGCCGCAAAAUGAUUUCACAAAUUCUCAUAUUCAAAAUGAAAAAUGUAUAAACAUUCCUUCUGAAGAAAUUAAAAAAGGAAUAUUGUGUAAACGUUUUGAAAAUUUAUUUAAAGAUAAAGCUACAAAACAAUUGUUUGAAAAUCGUAAAUCCUCCGACAUUGUUGUAUUAUUAGAUUGGUAUUCAUCUGAAGAAUUUUUAAAAUGCAACGAUCGUCUAAAUACAAUGAAGGAUUUAUUGCAAAAUUGGGAUCCCGGUGCAGAAUACAAACGAAUAGUAAUUUUACAAGGUGGAUAUAAAGAGUGGCUCAAUCGUUAUCCACAAUUUGUAACAAAUCACGAUGUAAAGGCACCCGAUGUUGAAGAAAAUUCACUAAAUGAAAUUUUAGAUAAUUUUGAAUUUCCAUCGAUAGACGAUGAGAUUCUCAAUACAUACAAGUCAAAUAAGAAAAAUACAUUAGUUGAUAAGAAAAUAUUAAGGGAGAGUCAAGUUAAUAAUCAUAUUGUUAGUAGAGAUGUAAAUAUUCAACCGGUGAAUAAGACAUACGAUUCAGCAAAUAAAUGGAGAUCUUCAGAAUCGUUAGACGAUGAAAAGCCCGUGAAUUCAUUUUUAAUUGAAAAUGGAUUAGAUGAUAAAGUAAUUAUAAAGAAAAAAGAUAUUUCACAAGCCAAAAUUUUUAAUACCAAAAUAAUUGAUAUUCCAAAACCAACGUUUGAUCGAAGCAAUAAACCUGCUUCUUUGUUGCCACAAAAUACAGAAUCAAGAAUCACUUCGUUAAUGGAGAAUCUUUAUGGAGUGAAAAAAAAAUAUGAGGAAUUAGACAGUAUAAUAUUGCAAUUGGAAAGAAAAUGGCUUCAAUGUAAGCUUAAUGGAGAUAGUCAAUCUAUAGAGAUGGCUUAUGAAAAAUGUCGUUUAAAGAAGGAAGAAUUAAAAAGUCUGGAGGAAAAACGCAUUCAACUUGAAAAUGAACUUAGAUCUAUGAAUUAUUCGAAAGAAGAUGCUUUGAAAAUUGUAAAUCAACAAUUACAAUCACGAUUUUUAAUAAAUGAAGAAAACCAAAUAUCAAUCUCGUCUGAACGAAAGAAGAUUCAUGAAUCAUUUAAGCAGAAACGAGAACAAAAACAUUCCCUGUCGCAAAUUGAUGAAAGUGACAUUCGUAAGGAACCAUUAAAAGAUAGUUCUUCAACAAAUACCAGUCUUACCCGAUCAUAUUCUAGUCCAAACCUUGCCCAGAUCGAAGAUCGAAAAGUGCCAGAAAUAGAUAGAACCUCUAAGCCAAGUAUGGUAUCGAAGGAAAACCGAAUUACAAAUGUAAAUAAUAAUAUUAAGCGAUCGUCAAUGAAUGUAAAGGAUCGGGAAGACCGAAUGGAACCGGUCUUUAGAGGAGAGAGACAUCCAGGAAUCACAGGACUUAAAAAUUUGGGAAAUUCGUGCUAUAUGAACAGUAUCAUUCAGUGUUUGAGCAACACGGCAAAUUUAGCAAAGUACUUUAAUGAUAAUUUGUAUGUAGAUGAUCUUAAUAAUAGUAAUGAAAAUGGAACUCAAGCUCAAGUAACUGAAGAAGUUGCUCAUGUAAUAAAAGCCCUUUGGCGUGGUCAAUAUAAAAGUAUAUCACCACGUGAUUUAAAGGUUGUCAUUGGACAAUAUAGGCUACAAUUCGAAAGUUUUGAGCAACAAGAUUCUCACGAAUUUUUAACAUUUUUAUUGGAGUGGAUGCAUAAUGAUUUAAAAAAAAAGGAUAAAAUUAUAGUCAACGAUCUUUUGACAUCUGCCGAAAAAGAAUGGAUUAAAGCAAUGAAUGGACAAAAUUCAAUAAUUUCACGUUUAUUCUUUGGUCAAUAUAGAUCAACAAUAACUUGUGCCACGUGUGCAAAAAAUAGUGUAAUUUACGAGACGUUCAAUAAUUUGACAAUGUCUUUACCUCCAACAAAAUGCACAUUAGACGAAUGUGUGAAAAAAUACGUCAGCGGACAAAGAGUUUUCGGUUGGAAAUGUCCACAUUGCAAAGUAGAAAGAGAGGCAACGAAGAAAUUUGACUUUAUUCGAUUAGCGCCAAUUGUCGUUAUACAUUUGAAUCGUUUUGGAGAAAGUGACGGUUGGUUAGAAAAAAGAAAUACACAAGUUGAUUUUCCCUUAACGGAUUUCAAUUUGAGACCCUAUGUAGUAAAUGACACAAAUACGAACAUCAAUACCAAUAGUUUAGGAUAUAAUUACAGUCUGUAUGCCAUGUCUAAUCAUUAUGGGACCAUGGAAGGAGGACAUUACACUGCGUAUUGUAAAAGUGCCCCUCAAAACAAGUGGUACAAAUAUGAUGAUCACACUGUUGCUGAAGUCUCGCCAAAUCAAGUAAAAUCACAAAAUGCCAGCGCAUAUUUAUUAUUCUACACGUCAUUACAAACUGGACCUUUUUCGUAUAUUUAGGAAGAACUCUCGCUCUCGGAAAAUGUUCAAGAGAAACGAAGUACUCUCAGUUAUCUUUAUCUGAUAGAGAGAAAAUUAAGAGGCACUUUUAAUGUUUACUUUUUCAAAUAAAAAAAAAAAAAAGAAGAAACAAUUGAAAGUGAAAUUAAAAUAACAGUGUGUGAUAAUACUAUUGUACGCUUGUACACAUUGUUACACUAAUUCAGGACAAUGAACCAUUAUUUCAUUUAUAUCAAUGCUAAUGAAUCUUUAAAUUUACGAGUCUUAUUAUAAUUUAUUUUCUAUGUUAAAAGAUAGAAAAUUUAAUAAUCAUUGUCUAACAAUCUAUUUCAAUUUUUUUCUUUUUUUUUACAGAAUUGUUUAAAUUUAUUGUUAAUUUAUUUAUAUUUUUUGUACAGUGUUUAUUCAAGGAACGUGUUUUUAGUUUAUCUAACAGUAUUUAUUUAAUUGAGAAUUUUAGAGAUUUCAAAUUAAAAUUUGUGCAUAUAUAUUUUUUAAUUAACUUUUUUUUGUAAUGCAAAAAUAAAAUUGUUAUUCAUGAUUAGUCGUGUAGUAAAUAGGUAAUAAUAUUUUUGUAAUUACUGUCAAGAAUUAGUGUUAUAAUGUACAGCAAAUUAUGUAACUCACUAUCGGAUUUCAUGUAAAGCUUAAAAAAAAUAUUCGAUAAUCCACUCUUCAUUAGCAAUAUUUUAGUAAAAACAUUUUAAGAAAAAAAAUGUCAUUCUUUUUGGCAAUUAUCUGAUAUUGAUCUUUACAAAAUUGCGUGCCUAUAAUAUAUUUCGCGUAUUUUCUCUUAAAUAAUAUAUACAUAUAUAACUAUAAGAAAAUUGCUUUUUUUUGCACGUGUGAAAAUUACAUUAAAAUAAAGAAAAAGAAGCAUUUACAUUUCAAUCCGAUAGAUUUUAAAAGCUUUAGACAGAACUAAUAAUAAUAAUAAUUAUUAUUAUUAUUAUUAUUAUUAUUAUUAUUAUUAUCAAUGGUGCUUCGUGCAAUGUGUAAAUAUGUAAAUAUGUACCAAAAAGACAAGUAUUUACCUGUCCAGUUUUAAUUUAAGAGAGCUUUUACGUAUCAGUGGAGUUAAACAAAUUUCUUACAAUUUUUCUAUGAUUAGAAAAAUAUAGGAAAUAAUAUAUUUAAUUAAAUAGUUUCAAUAACUCCCUGUCGUGAAUAUAAUAUCUGCUUCGUUGUACAUUGAGUGGUGAUAAAAAAUUAUUUCUGUUUUCAUCUUUAUGUUCUUUUUUUAGAAAACAAAUAAAACAACAUCGAAUUACAUAUUUAUUCUAUAUUGGAUUUAUGUACACGAUAAUUGCAUAAUAAUUCAACAAUAUUUUACAUAUUUAGUCAACACAGGAAAUUUUAUAUCUUUCUAAAAUUCAAAAAGCGCACUACUCGUGUACACUUUGCUUAUUUAAGAUGUAAUAAAAAAUCAUUUUCAAAUCAUUAA